UUUUCUUAAAGAUUUUUGGAAAAAUCCUCUAAAUGCUGCAAAGUUUCCCCUUCUUUUACCACUUGUUCGAAAAUACCAUUCAGCACCAAUGUCUUCUUCAGAGUGCGAACGUGUGUUUUCAGUUGCAAAAUAUAUUUUGGAUGAUCGAAGAAAGAGUAUUACAAUGGAAAAUCUCGAAAAACAGUUAUUUUUACAUGAGAAUUUGCUCAUUUACGGGUUUAAAAUUGAAUAAAUGGCAAAAUAAACCACGUCCCAACAAGAAGCGUUUCCAUCGUCGUUACUAUCGUCAUCCAGUUGCAGACAAAUCCAAGAGCGCCACUAAUACCACCACCAAGGGAGAGGAUGAGAAGAAGGAGGUUGUUGAUGAGGUAAAGAAAGAUGAAGGGGGGCAAGGAACGAAGGAGGAGCCAUCAACUGUUAAUACGACGUCCACUGCUACUUCUCCUCAGAAAUGA
This is a messenger RNA of Meloidogyne enterolobii, 455 nucleotides long. The record is from the annotation of a GenBank genome assembly. Lineage: Eukaryota; Metazoa; Nematoda; Chromadorea; Rhabditida; Meloidogynidae.